This is a messenger RNA of Ilex paraguariensis (yerba mate), 288 nucleotides long. The record is from the annotation of a GenBank genome assembly. Lineage: Eukaryota; Viridiplantae; Streptophyta; Magnoliopsida; Aquifoliales; Aquifoliaceae.
AUGCUAUUUGUAAGGGCAAUCAAUACUUACAAGUUAUUUUUGAUUGCCAGGAAGUACCUGAUGCUAUUCCAAGAUGCUGCAAUAAUCACCCUUCGGUUGGGAACUGUCAACCUGGCAAAGAUGAUAAUCCUGAGGAAGGUCGAAGUGGUGGAAAAUGCUGGGUAUAUUGCAUCAAUGAUUGCGAGAAGGGAGGCAUUUGCAAACCAGAAGGAAAUCGUCAUGUGUGUCACUGUUACUGCUGAUCCCAUUGCUACAUGGGCAAUCAACAAUAAGAAUAUUAAUGAAUAA